UGAUAAACAUGGGGAGAUACCUAAAGUGAGCAGGUGGAUGAAGACUAGAGUGGCGGAGGCGUUAUGGAAAGUGGAAACAUUUGCACUAAAUGGUGGGUGGCAGAGAAAUGGAAGGAUAAUCAAUGGUCCAAAAUGUUCAAGUCAUAUUUGAAGUCAAGGAAGUCAACAAAUCUCACCCUUGAGCAUCUAAACAAGCUACACAUGUCUAACACCCAGGUUGAAGAUAGUCUUGGAGCUAGGAAGAUUGUGGCUUGCAUGUAUUAUUCUCUGCAACCCCACUCAUGGCCGCCCAUACCCCAUCUACAAUAGGCGUCGGUGAAGAAACCUCAACAGCAAAUCAACGUUAUCAGGUGCUCGUAAUGUUGCUGCAAAAGGAAAGGACAGGCUGUUGCCGUGCCUUCUCCGGGUACUGUACCGGCAGAUAGAAGAAGUACCACAGAAGCCACUAGGAAGGUAAACAAUAUUCAGUUAGGUUUAGUCUUCUCUCGAUUGCGCACCGGAGGUAAGUCUCUUGAACACUACAACAAAAUUACGUCUAGGAAUAUUAGUAAUUGCUUAGCCUGAAUGGUUUAAUAUUGGUUUUAACAUCUGAGCUUCAUAUUGUGUUAACAAAUACGAGUUGGCCUCUCGUUAGUUGACCAUAUUUUACCAUAGUCCAAUCCAAUAGAAACCCAUUUCAGGAUUGAUAGACGUCACAACACUCUUCCAUUGGUACAACAACAUCAUUUUUAAUUUUUCUUGUUAAUUUUUGUUAUUGUAAUCUUGUAUAGUGUGUUUAGCCUGUCAUAUUUUUGUCUUAGUAGCUUAUAUAUGUUCUUAUAUGUAUCAUUCUGUUUAGGAUUUUUUACUAGCAUUUAGAAUAGAUUUGUUUCAAAAAAAAAAAAAAAGAUGUCUGGAUUUUGGUCUGCAACUGGGGAUGAGAACAAAUCCAUUAGAGAACUUGCUUAUGGGCACACUUCACGUUAUGAUCCUCCCACAGACCAUGAUGUCAAUAGUUAUAUGGAUUGUUAUGGACAUUUUCAUAGUCCUGAGCCUCAAUACUUGAACCCUAAUGAUUAUGCGCACAUGUACCAAUCGCUACAGGGAGAAAAUGAACAUUUUUGUAAUGCCCAGCUCACACAAUCAUCACUUUUGGAACAGUUAGAAGCUCAAAUCACAGCCUUAGAAAUGCAAAUACGUGAGAAAUCUGUCGCAUCUAAUUCACCUAGGAAAUCUGAAAUGCAUGCUUGUACCUUGUGUGGUAGCUUAAGCCAUCUUGUUGAGAACUGUUAUAUUUUGCAUGCUUAUAGGCAAUCUAGAGAAGGCCAUGAAAAUCCAAAAUAUGAAAUGCUCACAGAUUACGAAGCUAGUAGUCAUUGGGACCAUAAUCAACCUUUCGAAGGUUGCGAUCAGUAUUUUAUAAAUCCCAAUGACCAUGCACACAUGUAUCAUCCACCACAGUGGGAAGUUGAAACUUUUUGUACUUCCUCGACCUCUUGUAGGCAAUCUGUGGAAGAAAAUCUCGUACUCAUCGAACCUAGGUUUGAAUUGAAUUUAUUGCAUGAUAAACCAUAUAGCAAUGCUUCUGAAUUUUCUUUCUGUAGCGACCCUCAUGCUCAACCAUAUACUGAAUACCCAUAUGCUAUCAGGAUACCUACUGUUGAAGACUUUCCUUCCAUGGAAAAAAUUAAUGCAUAUUUGGAUAUGAUUCUGCUUCAUGUACAAAAGGAGGGAAGGGAGGAAUGUCAACAUGAAACCUUUGUUUCUCCAAAGGAACUCAAUUCUGAAAAUAGUGUUUGUUACCCUACUGUUGAAAAUUGUAAUGCAUAUUCACCUACUUUGGAGGUAGAUGUACAGGUAGAAAACACUAAUAGUUUGGACGAGAUAAGAUUUUCCUGUAUUUUUGAUGAUGAUGAUGAUAUGGUAUUAAAUGAGGUUGCAAUUGUGAAAAAUAAAAUUGCAGAGUUUCGCGACUCUGAAACAUUAGAACACAUUGUAGAAACCUCCACUGCUGGUAAUUCCUUUGAUCCUCAUACAUCUCAGUCUUUAUACGCGGGUGAUAUUAUUGAUGACUUGGAGCUGGUGCAAUUAUUUUGUGAAAGAAAGCAUGACUUAGGUCAGGUUGAAAUUUCUGUUGACACUAAUGUUCAUAUGCAUGAAAAUAUAUUUGAUGUGUCUGAUUCCCUGCCUAGGUCACAUCAUGAUAUUUCUUUUGAUUUGCCAAUACAUGAGACUAAAGUUUUGAAUGAUGCUGAAUUGGGGUUUGCUGAUUUGUUCAAUGAAAAUGAACAUGAUAUGCUUGUUUCUGACUUUAGGAGAGUGUGUGUUGGUACUAGUGAUUAUAUACAUGAAAAUAACUUAGACGUACCAACUUCCCUGCCCAUGUCACACACUGGUAAUCUUGCACCCAACCUAGAUUUGGUUUGUAACAAAAUUGUAAAACCAACUUUGCUAAGAGGACCUAAUCUAGGAUUGGAACUGUGUGCCUCCCAAGUCCUCUUGGACUAUUUUGCAUCAAAGUAUAACACCUUUAAGGAGGCACAGUUGGAAUGCGCUCUUGCUUCUCUGCCCGUUCAUAAUACAGUUCAUUUUGAACUAGACCUUGUGCAUGAUGAACCUCCAAAACUGCGAGAUUUUGUGCCCAAAAGUAUAUCCGUUGAAAAAUCCAGGUUUGGGGAUAGCUCAUUUUGUUUUGCAGCCUCGCUUGCAUUUCUGUGUUAUCAUAAUUGUGUGAGGCUGUUAAAAUUUCUGCACUCCGUCUUUUGGGUUGAUCCUCAACUCUUUAGACUGUUAAUGUAUGGUGAAUUUUUCUUGUGUAUAAUCCAGUAGGUAAUUUUUCUAUCUCAAAUCAGUUUCAUUUUUCUUUUGUAUAUAUUGUGCUAAUCCAAUGUGAUCUUAGCUGAAAAAUGUUGGAUUCUAGCCGUGAAUAUUGGAGUUCAGUUCUUUCUUUCGUCAAAUCUGGUAAUCUCGUUCCUUUCCUCUACUCAACAUGGUUCUCUUGGUAUGUUUUAGUAUAAUUUUUUUUAUCUUUCGAAACAUCGAGGACAAUGUUUAGUUUAGGUUUGGGGGUGAAAAGUGGAUACCAUGUGACUGUCACUGUGCUAUAGUUGAAAUUAAACUCUGCCAUGUUAAAAAAAAUAAAAAAUGAAUAAAUUGUUGAGCUCAUCUAUCUUGAUCUGUGAUGCCUGCGCGUAUAUGUUAGGGUUCUCGAUCUAGAUGACGAGGCACUCGUUUGAGAACUUUCUGAUUCUAGCAUUAUAACAUGCGAGUUCAAUUUAUUAAUUUUUUUUUUGAAACUUUUUGAACAUGUGAUCUGAACUUGCACCUGCACGGUCUAUCAAGGAUGUAAAGCGUCUGCUUUGCGUAAUCCAGUAGACUGCCAAUCAUCUAGAAUACCGAUGAGACUUGACUAGCUUGUUCUUUGGUCGACUGUGAUAGUAUUAGGUUAUACGUUAUGAAAAGCGACCAUUGAAUGUUACUGUGUGCAUCGAAAAGGGCUACCUCUUGCAAAAUUGUGAUACAUCUUUUUGUUUUUCUUACUAUUAUCUUAAAAGUGUUGUAUCAUCGUCAACUUGUUCUUGACUCUCUUACCAAAAAAAAAAGAAUAGUCGGAAAAAUUCAAAAAAAGAAAAAAAAAUACCAAAAAAAUAAAUCAAAAAUCAAAAGAAUAUGAUAAGAGAGUCUGUUCUUCAUCUUGUGCUCUCUUAAGUCAGUAUUUCUUUAAUUUUGUUUCAAAGUAGUCAAAGUAAAUAGUCAGUCAGUGCAUAUGUUGUAAUUAGUCUUUGUAUAUCUCAUGUAAAUAGUCUUGUAAUAAGCAAGGGAGGGUGUAUGCCAUCGAUGUACAAAACGGGUAAGCUGAAAUAUCACCAACACUUUAGGUGAACAUUCACAUCUCCCAUAAAGCUAGCUUGUCUUUGAAUCGGUCCAACUAUCUCUUAGUAUUGGCAGUCAUGACUUAGGUUGAUAAAUCAGUUUCUAUGCAUGCUCAUGAUAGAAUUACACUUUACACUCUUAUCACAUGUUAACUAUUUGAACUCUUGGAUUUCAAAAUAUUUUUUGUGCUGGAAUCAGUGUGUGUCACUUGUGCCUUUGAAAGCUAGAUUGACAGAUCCAUUUUGUUGUGAGCUUAAACUUAAAAGCAGGUGUCACACAUCAUACAAGGUGAGCUCUCUUUUGACAUAGAACUUUGUGGGUAUGUUCUAAGCAAACCCUCACGAGACUUCAACUCGUCCACUAGGGACGCUUAGUGGUUUAAAGGGCUUAUUGCAUUCACUAAAUGCAAUCGACAGACCAGCGACAGUGGUAUAGGUAGGAUUUUCUUAAUUUUUUGUUUGCUCGAGGACGAGCAAAAUUCAGGUUUGAGAGUGUGAUUUGUGCCUAAUAAUGCAUAUUUGUGUAUCAUUUUGUUAUCUUUUAUCACAUCUUAGUGCUUUAAUGUCACAUUUUAAGUGAAAUUAUGUAUUUUCUG
Molecule: messenger RNA, 4447 nt
Organism: Papaver somniferum (opium poppy)
Lineage: Eukaryota; Viridiplantae; Streptophyta; Magnoliopsida; Ranunculales; Papaveraceae
Exons: 3
Coding region: 889-2808 (639 amino acids)
Source: RefSeq, a predicted model, not a curated record